Molecule: messenger RNA, 1597 nt
Organism: Juglans microcarpa x Juglans regia
Lineage: Eukaryota; Viridiplantae; Streptophyta; Magnoliopsida; Fagales; Juglandaceae
Product: GDP-mannose transporter GONST2-like
Exons: 10
Coding region: 392-1588 (398 amino acids)
Cellular component (GO): Golgi apparatus
Molecular function (GO): GDP-mannose transmembrane transporter activity; antiporter activity
Source: RefSeq, a predicted model, not a curated record
CAUUCCCUUGUCUUGAUCUCGAACCGACAGCUGCACGAUGGCUCACUUGAAGAGAGUUUUUGACUUACGAAGCCUUGGAAACCGUUCCUUCCUGGACGGUCCUGCUCCUUCGCCAGGAAUCUCGCCCUCAGAUCCUUUUCUUUUUCCAUGUACACGCCUUUUCCUCUCUUUUCCCUUCACUUUGCGUGAUCUUCCAAAAGGAUUCCGCAUUUACGUUUUCGUCAUGGUUUGCUGCUUCCUAUGCCUUACUUCCAUGCCGUGGCUCAUUCGCUCCGUACCCAGGUUAUUUUUUCUGGGCCAUGCCAGAUUAACAGUACUUAUAAUGCAAGUGUUCGUGGUUGUGAGUGCUUCGUGAUUUUCAAGACUGCAAGGAUAUUGGAAGGUUUGUGACAUGACAUCUGAAUCCAAGUUAGAUGUGGUCAAUGGCCAUGGGCGUGAGGAAUCUGAGUUAAGCUAUUUAAAUGGUGAGGCGGCAUCGGGUGAAAGCGUUAAUGCUGCAUAUACAGUUCUUAAUGAUACCCAUAAACAAGGAAAUGGAUCAAUUAGCAAUACAGUGCCAAAUGCAGAACGUAGAACUUUCACUGACAGGUUUUCUAGAUGGAAACAAAGUCCGGAUCAUGAUAUCUUCAGUCUUCUGGUCGAUGGUAAUGAAAAGCGCCUACAUGGAUCGGGAAGACAAUCUGGACCUCUUUUGUCUGGGACAGCUUACUGCAUUUCCUCUUGCAGCAUGAUAUUGCUGAAUAAGAUUGUUCUAUCAAGCUAUAAUUUCAAUGCUGGAAUAUCGCUAAUGUUUUAUCAAAACUUAAUCAGUACUGUUGUUGUUGUGGCAUUGGUACUCUGCCGAGCAGUUUCAGUGGAAAAGUUGAACUGGAAGCUGAUUAGGGUCUGGCUUCCUGUCAAUGUAAUAUUCACUGGAAUGCUUGUAUCUGGCAUGUAUAGUUUGAAGUACAUAAAUAUUGCAAUGGUGACAAUUCUGAAGAACAUGACAAAUAUUUUAACAGCAAUUGGAGAAUUAUAUAUAUUUCGGAAACAUCAGAAUCAAAAAGUGUGGACUGCAAUGUUCUUAAUGAUUAUCUCUGCUGUCAGUGGUGGUAUCACAGAUCUCUCCUUUGAUGCAGUGGGUUAUGCAUGGCAGUUUAUGAAUUGUGUUCUAACAGCAAGCUACUCGCUCACCCUGAGGCGAGUCAUGGAUGAAGCAAAAAAAUCAACAAAAUCUGGAUCGCUUAAUGAAGUUUCAAUGGUGUUGCUGAAUAAUUUACUAUCUCUACCUUUUGCUAUCUUCUUGAUCAUACUACUUGGUGAAUGGGAAUAUGUAAUAAAUGUGGAGGUGACUAAAUUGCCAAUGUUUUGGGUUGUUGCCACGGCCAGUGGAUUGCUUGGACUUGCCAUUAGCUUCGCCUCAAUGUGGUUCUUAAAUCAAACUAGCCCGACCACUUACAGUCUAGUAGGUUCCCUAAACAAGAUUCCCAUCUCUGUUGCUGGUUUGGUGUUGUUCAAGGCUCCGCUUAGUCUACCAAAUUGCUUCAGUAUACUGUUUGGUCUAUUUGCUGGAGUAUUCUUUGCCAGGGCCAAAUUGUCCCGAUCAUGAUAUAAAGAU